UGUAUAUAGGCAGCAUAUUUUAACAAACAAUUUAUUAACAUUCAUCAAUCUUAUUCUCUGUCCGACAAACCUAAAUAGUCGACAUGUGAGACUCAUUACGAUGUCGAAUGAUUGACGAACAAUUUAACGAUCGCGAACCAUUGAAUGGUAAUGAAAGCUAGUUUAUGGUGAUAGAUCUAUUUCGUAUUUCACCCUCUGACAGUCGGGACUAUACAUAUAGUAUCGCAAGCACGUAUCACAUAACCUGGAGAGGUGGCCUGGAUGCCUUUUUUCGUCAUGUACCGUUAUCGUAGAAUAACUUCAGUUCUGCGACCAUAGGUACUACUUAUUUUACUUUGUCCUCAUCGUUCAUCUGUUCGAUUGUAUGUUACAACCUGUGCUCUAUUAGUGUCAAUGUUUAACGAGAAUAAAAACUGAAUGCGUUUCUCCCAGGUAAACAUAGUUCAGUUCUCGUUGCUCACUCUGCGUGGUCAGUUGGAACGGUCCCAUCGAUGCAAGCAAAAUCGCGGGAAACAAAACGAACAUAAAGAGGAAAGGAGCGACCAACGAUCGCAAAAGCAUCCACUGAUAUUCGCCGGAAGUGAUUAACGCAUCGGAAGUGCAAAAUGAGAGUUACGCUCGCCUUAGCAAUAGUUGUCAUUGCUUGUGUCAGCAUUCAAUGCGUUGAUGGUAAAGCAAAGAAAACAACGCAGUUAUCUCUACAAAGCAAAGAGACGAAUGUAGUGAAUUUUAUGAGAUUACUCAUGAUGAGACUUGUGUUUGGAGUUGCAUCGACAAUGGGUUUAGGUGAGAAUCUUUCUGGAGUACUCGGAGGAAUUUUCGUACCACCUGGAGCAGAUGAUUACACUGAUUACGGCGAUGAUGAUUUAAUAUCGGAUUUGUUUUAAUAAUAAUAUUUAUUAAAGUGCAAUUCCAGUAAAAUAUUAUCAAUACAAACUUUUUUUUGUAUUUAAUAUAUCUAAAUAUGAUAAAUUAUAAUUCGCAUAUAUUAUGAAGAAAAAUGAACAUAAUUGUCUUAUAAUUUCAAAUUACGAA
This is a messenger RNA of Apis florea (little honeybee), 1035 nucleotides long. RefSeq lists its product as uncharacterized. The record is from RefSeq and is a predicted model, not a curated record. NCBI's taxonomy places the organism in Eukaryota, Metazoa, Arthropoda, Insecta, Hymenoptera, Apidae.